AUGGUGCGCGCACUGAGGGCUAAGGAGCUGCUUCCAAAGAAGUGGUUCCGACUUCCUUCCUCAGCACGUUACCUCGCUCCCUUGAUGGAGUAUGCAGGACCACUCCUGAUCGUCGUCGCCACGAGGAUGGUAAGCCUUUCUGCGAUGGCGCUGUCUGCUGCUGCUCUCGGAACCACAGCACUGGCAGGAUACCAGAUUCUCAUCAACCUCUUCACACUGUUCGCCUUGGUCGGGGAGCCACUGAGCCAAGCGGCGCAGGCGCUGUUGCCUCCGCUUCUGGAGAAGAAGGACACGGCUGGAGCUAGGCGGGCGACGAAGAGCCUGCUGUUCCUGGGCCUCUCUGCCGGCGCCGUGGCGGGCGCAGGGUCCUUCGCCUGCGCGGCGUUUGGUGGUGGCACCUUCUCGGGCGACAGUGCGGUCAUUGACGUCGUCCAUCGCAGUGCGCCGGUGUUGAUGUUCGCAGUGGCAUCACUGGUCUUUGCAUACCCAGUGGAUGGCGCAAUGCUUGCGACCAAGAACUUCCGAGUGCUCAUCGCUUUGUCCAUCUUUGGCCUCGUGGCGCAGCUUCCAGCUUUGCAGCUGAUCACCCGGUCCUUCAGUGGAACCCGGCAGCCGGCUCUUCCUUUGAAGUUGCUGAUGAUGACGAUGUUCGUGCGCCUACUGACGCUGUCGCUCUUCUCUUUGGCGCGACUUUGGGCAGACCUUCAGGUGAAGCCUGUCACAGAUGGCGAAGAACGCCAGUGA
This is a messenger RNA of Symbiodinium sp. CCMP2456, 744 nucleotides long. The record is from the annotation of a GenBank genome assembly. NCBI's taxonomy places the organism in Eukaryota, Dinophyceae, Suessiales, Symbiodiniaceae.